AUGUGGAAGAAGUGGCCAAGAGAGAAAAAGGUGAUCCUUCCCCUGCUGAUCCUUUUUCUCCUCAUUAGCGUACAAAAAACAUUUCGGUGUGAAAGUGUUAAACUGGAAAGGGUUCCAUUUGAUAGAGAGUCCGUCAGGGGAUCUUUAAAAAACAAAUUAAAAAAAUAUGAGGGGAGUAAAUUGGUACUGGUAAGUAACCUACCUCAUUUGUCAGUAACACAUACAGAGUUUUUGCGCCUGCUGGACGGGGAAGGGGGUCACCAUGUAGGGAAGUUUGUUCGCCUCGGGGGUGGUGGUGGUGGUCAUGUACUACUCCCCGCGGACCCCGCCAUGUACGAUGGGCUGGUGAUCAUCCUGGAUGUCUUGGAUGACCAAGUGGUCGAAUCUCUAACCAGCAAAUAUGUGAACAGUUUCAGAGAAAAUAAGAAAAACAUUUUUUUAUGUCUCAAUAGUGUUAGCGGGAAAAACGGGAUACAAUUCUUAACAGAGUUACAUAUUCAAGUGUAUGCAGGUGGACUAUACGUGAAGGACCCCUUUGGAAUGGCAUCAGGAAAAGGGGUGGAAAUGCCUGAGGGGAAAAGCAACUUGGGGGGGUGCGCUUUCUACACAGGAGAAAUAAUACGAGACACACCAAUCGUUGUUAACCCUUCCGGAGGGGGAAAAAAGAAAAAUUUACUCUUCCAAGGCACAGCACAUGUCAUGAUGGAAAAAACAAACAACAUUCUCGAAAUCGUAACUUGCACAAAGACAUGUCUGCUGUAUGAUAAAAAUGACCAUGUGGUGAAAAAAGCAAAACAGGGAACAGAUUUAUCUUUAGUGUCUUCCAGUCAGUGGGACAAUAACUCACGCUGUGUUUUUUCAUCCUCAAGUGAAAUUUUCUCCGACCUUUUUUUUCACAUAAAUGGAGAAAAUAAAAAAUUCGCAAAAGAGAUAGUUGCGUGGAAUUUUAAACAGAGUGGCAUCGUCGGAUACGAUAAGUUUAAACUGUAUGCAGUUGGAGGAAAUAUGGACCAUACAGGAGGAGGGGACCUCUUAGGGGGGGAUCGCAUAGGGGCUACUCCCUUUGUCGCUAACGAUUUAAUUCACCUGUCCAUUGACCUUUACGAACUGAAGAGCAACUUCUGGGUCCCCUUCAAACGGAGAGACAUUCAAUACGAACUCGUCAAAAUGGAAAUUCAAAGAAGAGAUUUUUUAAACCUGUACAAAAAUGCGGACAGUCCAACGUACUACACAAAUUUCCAUUUACCAAACGAACAUGGUGUGUAUAAAAUAAAAAUAUUUUUUCGCAGAAAAGGCUACAACAUUUUAAAUUUGCAUUUUUUCCUCCCCGUUCGAUCUCCCCUGCAUUAUGAUAAGAACAAAAAAGUGCAAUUUGCGUUUUAUCCAUUUUAUACGUACAUUUAUCUGUCUCUUUUGUGUUUUUUUGUUUUCAUUUUGCUCAUUAUGUUUGACGAUUCGCGGGGGCCCACCGAGGAUCACGGUGAAGGGAGCCACGGCAAAAAGGACAAAAUGGACUAG
This is a messenger RNA of Plasmodium fragile, 1518 nucleotides long. RefSeq lists its product as uncharacterized. The record is from RefSeq and is a predicted model, not a curated record. The transcript has a single exon. The coding region runs from base 1 to 1518 and encodes 505 amino acids. Gene Ontology annotation, cellular component: oligosaccharyltransferase complex; endoplasmic reticulum membrane. Lineage: Eukaryota; Apicomplexa; Aconoidasida; Haemosporida; Plasmodiidae.